AUGUCCGAAACCCCGAGCCUGCCUGGUUCUCCAGGCGGCCCCCUCCAAGCCGCAACGGCGGAGCGCGUCAACCAGCAGCGCGAAUCCAUCUUCUCCCACCUCCGCAGCGAAUCCCGCGACAGCUCAGUGCACGAUAAGAUCAGCCAGUUCAACAACCUCAGUGUCUCCUUACAGUCAAAGCAACUCGAACGCAAGACAGCCGAUGCCGCCCUCAAGCGGGCGAUGCUCGGUCGCGAGGAAGCCGAGACUGAGAUGAGGAGGUACAGAGACGAGGUCAGGGUCAUGCAAAAGACUGUCGAGGAAGGAAAGGAUCGCGAGCGAAGAGUUGGCGAGCGUCUCGAGACGUUGAUGGAAAACUACGGCCGAGCCAAGGAGACACACGCGCACACACAAGCCCUAUGGGAGAAAGAAAUUCGACGAGCACGAAAAGAGACAUUCAAGACACAAUCAUCCAUUGUCAAGCUACAAGAGGAGCUCAAGUCAGCCCGCGGCACUCUCAAGAUGAACGACGAGAGUCUGAAGCGCGAAAAGGAGAGGAGCAAGGUUCGCGAGCAGGAGGCGUUCACAGCACGUUAUCAGAUUGUCGGAGUCCAAGAGCAGCUCGAGCAGGCCCUCGAACAGAUCAAGGUUGUGGAGCAGGAGCGCGAUGCGUUCAAGACGGCAGCUCAGAACGAAGAGGUUGCGCGUAUCGCUGCUGAGGGACGGCUCCCGCUCCCCGUCGCGAAGGACGCUGAUGAUGAAUUCGCCUCACCAAAGAAGAAGAAGGCGCCUCGCGUAUCGCUGUCGACAAUGGAUAUUGUAUCUUCAGCAGCCAGCGAAGCUGAGAUCGAGGAGCUAACCACACAACUGCUGUUUGAGCGCCAACGAGCCGACCGCGCGCAGGACAUGGUCGAAUUCCUGCAACUUGAGUGCCAGCUGGGUUGCUGCCCCUGCGUCAAGUCCAAGACCCCUCCUCGCCGGAAGCGACGUAGCUCCAUAGGCCUCGAGGGCCCCAACGACAAGUUGCCGAGGUUGGACAGCUCAGAGCCCCAGGAACAACGUGCCCCAACUCCUCCUCGUAUUGAGGAACCCCAGGCUCAGCAAAAGGUUGAGCCCCAAGUAGAGGAUGAGCCUCAGCAACAAGAAGUUGCCCCUGAACGUUUGCAGCCCAGGUCCAGGAAAGAGCCUAGGCGGAGCACCAUCUUCUGCCCGAAGGAGGGCAUCUUCCGCACCGUCUCUGAGCAAGAAGCGGAGGCCUUGGAGGCACGGAACCGAGCGGAGGCCGAGGAGGAAGCCAACAUUGAACAGGAGACGCGCGAGGAUGCCCGCUCCGAGGUUGAGUCUGAGCCCGUUACUGAGCCAGCCCCAGAGGACGCUGAGACGCUGCCCCCAUCGCCUGACGACGAGAGAGAGCGAAACCCUCGCAUGUACGCCAGGACUCCCUCAGUGGAGCCGCCGUCCUUUGCUCUUCUAGCCCAGGAACGGACUUCAUUGGCCUCGCUGCUCAAUGCCCCCCAUGGCCACUCUGUCGGCGAUGUCCACACGGCACCCAUCCCGUCUAUCCCCACCAUGCCCGACGUGGCCACCGACACCAACACACCCGCCGAAGCCGCUCCGGACACCCGGCCCCACACCUCUGCGUCCUUCUACACCGUCACCACUACGACCUCGGUGCCACUCCAUGACGGUGCUUCCCGAUCAGACUCGUCCUUCGCCGAGCGCCUGCGUACGCCUUCCCACGGAAACGCCAGCUUCGACCUGUCCAACCCUGCCCUGACGCCGACCAUGACCCGCGAGCAGGCUCUCGCCAAAAUCCGCGAGCGUCGUGGCCGCGCCCGUUCUAUAGCCCAAGGCACCAUGACGCCUCGCCGGAGGAUGGUCGAAGGUGUCGACCGCAGAGACAUGAGCGCACCGACGGGCACUGUUGCUGCUACGAAGAAGCGGUAG
This is a messenger RNA of Ilyonectria robusta, 1926 nucleotides long. RefSeq lists its product as uncharacterized. Lineage: Eukaryota; Fungi; Ascomycota; Sordariomycetes; Hypocreales; Nectriaceae. The transcript has 2 exons. Bases 1 to 1926 code for a protein of 641 amino acids. The record is from RefSeq and is a predicted model, not a curated record.